CUCGCUCAAGAUGGCGCUGCUCGCGAUACCUUCCUGGAGCUGGGCAGCUGCGGCGGUUGCUUUCGAAAAGCGUCGGCACUCUGUGAUACCAAUACGGCCCCUAGUCUCUGUCUGGGGCCCAGGUCCGCAAUGGAGGUCACGUCAGCUCGGCGGCUCGGGAACUGCUGGAAUCUCCCAGGUCUCAGAGUCAUUAAGACAAACCACAUGGCAGAGACUAGGAAAAGGCAAUUCAAGACAGUUAUUAGACGCUACAAGGGUUCUUCAGGUAUGGCCACUGAUAGAAAAGAGGACAUGUUGGCAUGGUCAUGCAGGAGGAGGACUCCACACAGACCCGAAAGAAGGGUUAAAAGAUGUUGAUACUCAGAAAAUCAUAAAAGCAAUGCUGUCUUAUGUGUGGCCCAGAGACAGGCCAGAUCUACGAGCUAGGGUUGCCAUUUCCUUGGGAUUUUUGGGUGGAGCAAAGGCUAUGAAUAUCGUGGUUCCCUUCAUGUUUAAAUAUGCUGUAGACAGCCUCAACCAGAUGUCGGGAAACAUGCUGAACCUGAGUGAUGCACCAAAUACAGUUGCAACCAUGGCAACGGCAGUUCUCAUUGGCUAUGGUGUAUCAAGAGCCGGAGCUGCCUUUUUUAAUGAAGUUCGAAAUGCAGUAUUUGGCAAGGUAGCCCAAAAUUCAAUCCGAAGAAUAGCCAAAAAUGUCUUUCUCCAUCUUCACAACCUGGAUCUCGCUUUCCACCUGAACAGACAGACAGGAGCUUUAUCAAAGGCUAUUGACAGAGGGACAAGGGGUAUCAGUUUUGUCCUGAGUGCUUUAGUAUUUAAUCUUCUUCCCAUCAUGUUUGAGGUGACCCUUGUCAGUGGUGUUUUGUAUUAUAGAUGUGGUGCCCAGUUUGCACUGGUGACCCUUGGGACACUUGGUGCAUACACAGCAUUCACAGUUGCUGUCACACGGUGGAGAACUAGAUUUAGAAUAGAGAUGAACAAAGCAGAUAAUGAUGCAGGUAACGCUGCCAUAGACUCGCUGCUGAAUUAUGAAACUGUGAAGUAUUUUAAUAAUGAAAAUUAUGAAGCACAAAGAUAUGAUGGAUUUUUGAAGACAUAUGAGACUGCUUCAUUGAAAAGUACCUCUACUCUGGCUAUGCUGAACUUUGGUCAAAGUGCUAUUUUCAGUGUUGGUUUAACAGCCAUAAUGGUGCUCGCCAGUCAGGGAAUUGUGGCAGGUACCCUUACUGUUGGAGAUUUAGUAAUGGUGAAUGGACUGCUUUUUCAGCUUUCAUUGCCCCUUAACUUUCUGGGAACUGUAUACAGAGAAACUAGACAAGCACUUAUAGAUAUGAACACCUUGUUUACUCUACUCAAGGUGGACACCCGAAUUAAAGACAAAGUGAUGGCAUCUCCCCUUCAGAUCACACCACGGACAGCUACGGUGGCCUUUGAUAAUGUGCAUUUUGAAUACAUUGAAGGGCAGAAAGUCCUUAGUGGAAUAUCUUUUGAAGUUCCUGCAGGAAAGAAAGUGGCCAUUGUAGGAGGUAGUGGGUCAGGGAAAAGCACAAUAGUGAGGCUGUUGUUUCGCUUCUAUGAGCCUCAAAAGGGUAACAUUUACCUUGCUGGUCAAAAUAUACAAGAUGUGAGCCUGGAAAGCCUUCGGAGGGCAGUGGGAGUGGUACCUCAGGAUGCUGUCCUCUUCCAUAAUACCAUUUACUACAACCUCUUAUAUGGAAACAUCAAUGCUUCACCAGAGGAAGUAUAUGCAGUGGCAAAAUUAGCUGGACUCCAUGAUGCAAUUCUUCGAAUGCCACAUGGAUAUGACACCCAAGUAGGGGAACGAGGACUCAAGCUUUCAGGAGGAGAAAAGCAAAGAGUAGCAAUUGCAAGAGCCAUUUUGAAGGACCCCCCAGUCAUUCUCUAUGAUGAAGCUACUUCAUCGUUAGAUUCAAUUACUGAAGAGACUAUUCUUGGUGCCAUGAGGGAUGCAGUUAAACACAGAACUUCUAUUUUCAUUGCACACAGAUUGUCAACAGUUGUUGAUGCAGAUGAGAUCAUUGUCUUGGACCAGGGUAAGGUAGCUGAACGUGGUACCCACCAUGGUUUGCUUGCUAACCCUGGCAGUAUCUAUUCAGAAAUGUGGCAUACACAGAGCAGCCAUGUGCAGAACCAUGAUAACCCCAAAUGGGAUGCAAAGAAAGAAAAUGUGUCCAAAGAGGAGGAAAGGAGGAAACUACAAGAAGAAAUUGUCAACAGUGUGAAAGGCUGUGGAAACUGUUCCUGCUAAGUCACAUGAAACCUUUCCUUUUCUUCUCUUUUCUUCUCUUUUCUUUUCUUUUUUCUCCCUCCCUCCCUCCCUCCCUUCCUUCCUUCCUUUCUCUCCUCUUUCUUCCUUCCUCCCUUCUUCCUUUCUUUCUUUUUUUUCCUUGACUACACAUUUGCACUAAAGCAGAAUUAUUUUAUUAAAAAAAAUCAGGGCUCGGGUAUUGGGUUCUACUCGGAGCGCAGGGAGAGGACUGGGGCUGGCUGCAGGAAGAGAGCCUGAAGAGGUUAGUGCACCACGGCUAGCCCGGAGGGAGUCCGGGGAAAAAGUCUGGAGCUGCCAAAGAGGCAAGAGACUUUUUCUUCCCUUUUGUUUCCUGGUGCGCGAGGAGAGGGCAUUAAGAGUGCUAAUUAAAGAAGUUCCAGAGAUGGGCGCGAGCCGCGGCCAAAGGUGCGGACCCCGGAGACGGGCGUGGGACACUCGGGAUGCCGCUGCUGCCGCCACAAGGCCUGUGUGCGAGCGCAGGUCACUGGCUACCCCCCGUUCCGGGGAGCCUGUGCAGCCCGCCACUGCCGGGGUCCCGGGAACCAGGGACGGCUUCCCCGGGAAAGUGCACGGAGCGCCUCGGGAUGGUGCAACCUCACGCCGGCCUCUGCCACCGCAGGCCUGCCCCGCACUGCGUGCCCCUCCCUCCCCUCGGCCUGAGUGAGCCAGAGCCCCCGAAUCAGCGGCUCCUUUAAACCCGUCCUGUCUGAGCGAAGAACGGUCACCCUCCGGCGGCCUACACGCAAAGGCAGGGCCAGGUCCAAGGCUGAGACCAGGGAGCUGUGAGAGCAGAGAAGAGACAGGGAGAUCUCUACAGCCUCGGAGGCAGCGGAUUAAAGCUUCACGGUCCACUUGAUGUGCGCUGCGUCUGUAGAGUGCAUGAAUGGACAGCGAAUCAUCCCAAAUUGAGGAGGUGGACUUUGAGGACAAGUUUUAACAUGUUUCCCCUUUUCCUCUUUUUACAAUGAAUUAUCCGAAAUUAAAUAGGUGGAAUUUGAGAGCAAGA
Messenger RNA from Mesoplodon densirostris (Blainville's beaked whale), 3296 nucleotides. RefSeq names its product ATP binding cassette subfamily B member 7 (gene ABCB7). Gene Ontology annotation, cellular component: mitochondrial inner membrane. The transcript is spliced from 16 exons. Lineage: Eukaryota; Metazoa; Chordata; Mammalia; Artiodactyla; Ziphiidae. The coding region runs from base 11 to 2269 and encodes 752 amino acids. Gene Ontology annotation, molecular function: ATP binding; ATP hydrolysis activity; ABC-type transporter activity. The record is from RefSeq and is a predicted model, not a curated record. Gene Ontology annotation, biological process: intracellular iron ion homeostasis; transmembrane transport.